UCGCGGGCAAGGAUUAGGAUGCAGAGAGGAAAGGCAGGGGACAGACGCCCCUCGCAGCGGGAUUCAGCCGCCGGAGCCUCCUCGGGGCGUUGUGCGAGCGCUCUCACACGAGCAGCCGGGCUCUGAAACUUUCACUGCACAUCUGCGCAUCCCUGCCUGCGCUCGGCAGCCAGCCAAGCGCCGAAUUCCUGCGAGCCCGUGCAGCUCCCACACGUCCAGAGCGCCGGGACCCAGCGGGAGCCGGCUCGCCGGGAGCCGCGGCGGAGCCCCGAGCGCUGGAUGAGGCUGCCACGGCGGCGGCGAUGUGAAUGGCUCUGCGGGCUGGCCACAGCGGCCGAGCACGGGGGUGCCACAGCAGCCUGGACACGCUGGGGCAGCGGCGAGCCCGCGGCGAGCAGCGCUGCGGCUCCCAGUGACCCACGGCACACGCAGCUGGCAGGAGCAGCAGGGCCCCAUGGCAAGGUGCAGCCCAGCCCGGCUCAGCUCUGGAUGAAAUAAGGACCUUGCUGGGGGAGCAGUUCUUCGUGCAGUGCACUCACAGGUCAUAACGUAAUGCCCAUGCUGUUCUACACUCUGACUGUAGCUUUUUUGAUCGGCACACAGGCAGCUCCCAAGUCAGAGGACAAUGCUCCACUGGAGUUUCCUGCAGAACACUCCCUGCUCAGCACCCGGAGCGACGGACACCCCAUUGCCCAGGAGGCUCCGCAGACACCCCACGGCCACGCCACGUGGAGCCUCGGCAGGAGAGAAGCUCUAAACAUCACCGUGGACCCCAAAAUCUUCCGCAAGCGGCGUUUCCGGUCUCCCCGGGUGCUGUUCAGCACGGAGCCCCCGCCGGUGGCGGGGCAGGGCCGGAAUUUGGGAUUUCUCAGCGGGGCGGGGGCUCUCAACAGGACUGCCCGGAGCAGGAGGAGCACACACCCCGUGCUGCACCGCGGGGAGUUCUCGGUGUGCGACAGCGUCAGCAUGUGGGUCGGGGACAAAACCACGGCCACCGACAUCAAGGGCAAGGAGGUGACGGUGCUGGGCGAGGUCAACAUCAACAACAACGUCUUCAAGCAGUACUUUUUCGAGACCAAGUGCAGGGACCCCAAGCCGGUGUCGGGCGGGUGCCGCGGCAUCGACGCCAAGCACUGGAACUCGUACUGCACCACCACCCACACGUUCGUCAAGGCCCUGACCAUGGAGGGCAAGCAGGCGGCCUGGAGGUUCAUCCGCAUCGACACCGCCUGCGUCUGCGUGCUCAGCAGGAAGGCGGCCAGGCCCUGAGCCCGCGCCCUCCGACCCCCCUACCUCAGCCUGUAAAUUAUUUUAAGUUAUAAAGGACUGCAUGGUAUAUUUAUAGUUUAUACAGUACAGAAAGAACCUCAUUAUUUAUUAAACUCUUUUGGAAA
Messenger RNA from Passer montanus (Eurasian tree sparrow), 1394 nucleotides. RefSeq names its product nerve growth factor (gene NGF). The coding region runs from base 553 to 1269 and encodes 238 amino acids. NCBI's taxonomy places the organism in Eukaryota, Metazoa, Chordata, Aves, Passeriformes, Passeridae. The record is from RefSeq and is a predicted model, not a curated record. Gene Ontology annotation, biological process: positive regulation of collateral sprouting; nerve growth factor signaling pathway; neuron projection morphogenesis. The transcript has 3 exons. Gene Ontology annotation, molecular function: growth factor activity; nerve growth factor receptor binding.